AUGUCGUCCAGAGAGGUCACCGUCUUGCUUCCGACAGACUUUUCUCCUCUUGAGCGCAUCCUACUGACUGCCAACGGAAAUGUCCAACGGAUCUUGAGCUCGUUCCACAACUCGACUGUUACCGUCAAGAUCAUCAAAAACAACCAGCUGGCCGAGAGUGACGAGAGAGUCCCCAACGGCACCGUUGUGUUUGAUCGAGAGGUGAAUCUGCUCUGCAAAAACAAGGUUCGAUGCAAUGCAACCAGUCUUGUCAAGAUCUCGAACCCUGAGUACCUCAAGCUCGUGCUUGAGCAGAAAGUCGGCAUCGGCCAGCUCUUUAGCAGGUAUCUGAACGUGCUGCCAGAGUUCAAGUUGCUGAAAGUGGGCAAGUCGGAAUCGUCGUUCUGGAGAGAUUACAGCUUGAGCUGCCCCGGAAUCGAAUGCAUUUUGCGGGAGGUAUUCCCUCUCUCAGUGUUUGAGAUUGAGGCAGAGGCAUGUUCAGAAACCGAUGGUCCUGCGUCGUCCGCGGCCAUCGAGAUUCCCCGACGUGGAACGCCCCCGGUUCCCAUCGGUGUCGACCGGCACGACCAGGAUCCUAAACUCCAAAAAGUCAACGGAUGGUCGGCGUAUGGCUCGCUGUGA
Polychytrium aggregatum is the source of this 621-nucleotide messenger RNA. RefSeq lists its product as uncharacterized. NCBI's taxonomy places the organism in Eukaryota, Fungi, Chytridiomycota, Chytridiomycetes, Polychytriales. The record is from RefSeq and is a predicted model, not a curated record. The transcript is spliced from 4 exons. Bases 1 to 621 code for a protein of 206 amino acids.